CGUGCUCUCAAAACGUCAAACAUGACGAACCUAUGCGGUACAGCAAAUCUAGCAAACAAACUAAUAUUUCAAAAUCUGUUUGCUUAAUGAUAUUAUUCCAGAGUUCGGCAAAAACUAGUAUUGCAAUUAGUAGUAUUUAAACAUGGCCGGCGAUACGUUUGAGUUAUGGAAGAAUCAGUGUCUUAAGUGUGAUUUCAGUAAGAAGGGCAGCGUGGAUGGCGAUAUUUCUCAUAUUGUCUCCUUUAUCAACAGCCACGAUCAGUAUUUCACGACAAGCUCUUGCUCCGGAAGAAUCAUCCUUUUUGACGGGGCAUGGGACUGCCAAGUGCAAAAGCGAAACUGCUCCUGGUUAUUUGUUACCCAUCAGAAGUGCCAAAGUGAAGAUGUGCUUACAAGUCUGGAGAAGUCUGUUGGAGAUGCCACUUUGAAGUUUGAGCCUUUUGUCCUUCACGUUCAGUGUAAAAAGCUUGAAGAUGCACAGCUACUGCAUACUGUUGCAGUAAACUCAGGCUUUAGGAAUUCUGGUAUAACUGUGGGAAAGAAAGGCAAGAUCAUCAUGGCAGUACGCAGCACACAUUGUCUUGAGGUUCCUGUCAGCCACAGGGGAACUGUCCUCAUCACUGACCAAUAUCUUGAUUUCCUUGUCAGAGUUUCUAACCAGAAGAUGGAAGAAAAUCUUAAAAGAAUAGAGAGAUUCUAUGAGUGCUUACAGACUGCCCUACAACCUCAAGAACAGAAAUGCAUUUUAAAGGAAGCAGCCGACAAGAAACCUAUUUACAGACGGAGAAGGAAAAGGACACAGGAUGAUUCUGUGACAGACUGUUGCCAGAGCGUCAAAGAUCAUAAUGAAAACAGUGAAGAGGAAACCGUCUGUGAUCUACUGUUUUUAUGAUAGGAAAUCUUCCUUUACAUCAUAUGAUCAUCAUUUUCUGAGGUUUCUGAUCAGUGCAUAAUUAUCCAAGGUUGUUUAACACCCCUGCCCAUUAGACAUGCCUCACAUUAUCAUUUCAUGUGAACAUUAGACAUAAACUUUUUUUUUUUUUAAUGACCGAUAUAAAUUAAAACAGUCUCCAACCCACUUCCUUAAAGUAACCUUUUUGAUAAGAGGUGUCUGCUUCCUAAAUAUCUGUUUCAUAUUCCUCAUUAUUUUGCGGAGACUUGGUGAAUCUGUUUUAGUUUAACAUGCUGUUAUUUCAGAGCUUUUGAAUGUGUAAACCUUAAUGCUUUAGUUCAUGCAGAAGAAAGAUACUGUUCAGCAUUGUUCAUCACAGUGAUGUAGAAAUCAACCAUGUUAUUCAUCUCUGACAAGCAAUUUGUCAGACGUCAUUGUGAAAACGCUGUGUGGUUUGGAGCACAUUUCCUCUGGAUUAGAAGGCAUUACUGUUGGGGUCUAGUCCUGCAACGCGUCAUUUGGGUGACUUGGCUCAUUAACUACAUCUGCUUCAUUUUGCUUUUGAUUUCUCAUUUUCAUCAGAAAUAAAUAAAGAAGAAAUAAUUCA
Onychostoma macrolepis is the source of this 1499-nucleotide messenger RNA. RefSeq names its product tRNA-yW synthesizing protein 3 homolog (S. cerevisiae) (gene tyw3). The coding region runs from base 143 to 892 and encodes 249 amino acids. The transcript is spliced from 6 exons. Gene Ontology annotation, cellular component: cytoplasm. Gene Ontology annotation, molecular function: tRNA methyltransferase activity. Gene Ontology annotation, biological process: tRNA methylation. The record is from RefSeq and is a predicted model, not a curated record. NCBI's taxonomy places the organism in Eukaryota, Metazoa, Chordata, Actinopteri, Cypriniformes, Cyprinidae.